Laetiporus sulphureus 93-53 is the source of this 1416-nucleotide messenger RNA. Its product is annotated as cytochrome P450. NCBI's taxonomy places the organism in Eukaryota, Fungi, Basidiomycota, Agaricomycetes, Polyporales, Laetiporaceae. The transcript has 12 exons. The record is from RefSeq and is a predicted model, not a curated record. The annotation marks the transcript as partial. Gene Ontology annotation, molecular function: heme binding; iron ion binding; monooxygenase activity.
AGAGUGGGUAAAUAUCUACCGCCCAGACCAAAGGGGCUCCCUCUGGUAGGAAAUGCUCUACAGAUGCCAUUGGAGUACCAACAGGAUACGUUUACUGAAUGGGGGGUCAAAUAUGGGGAUAUCAUAUAUGCACGUGUCUUACAGAAGCACAUCGUCAUCUUGAACUCGGUGCGCGCUGCAUGAGACCUUUUGGAGAAGCACGGCGCAACGUAUUCAGACAGGCCGUGCUUUGUGCUGCUCAGUGAAUUAAUUGAAUCCGUCAAACCCAACAUACUUCUGAUGUUCGUUGGAGAUGAAUGGCAGAAGCAUCGAAAGUGGUUCCAGACGGCGCUCUCCACCAGAGUCUCCCUCGACAGCUAUCGCCCCAUGCAGUGUAAACUAUCUCAUCCGGUAAUGACCAUAGCUGCUUAUUCUGAGACAGACAGAUAUGCAGCCAGAGUGCUCAUGGAGAUAAGCUACGGCCAUACCUUCACAUCCACAGACGAUGACUUUGUCCGCAUGGCGGACGAACUUGAGGCUGAGAUUCUCGAAAUUGGAGAGUUAGGCUCUACCCUGGUGGACUUCUUCCCCAUUUUCAAGUAUGUACCAACGUGGUUACCGGGCCCAGGGAGCUUCAAGCGCAGAGCGCUCGAGCUCAAACGGUUCACAUUCGAAACAAUGAGUCUUCCGUAUGAGAAUGUUAAAGCCAAGAUGGCUUCCGGAUCUGCUAAGCCCUCAUAUGUAAGCAACCUUUUGCAGGAGAUCUCCCAGACUGCGGGUGGAAUAGAGGAUGAGGUUCGAAUCAGAGCAGGUGCUGCUGUCAUAUAUCAAGGUAUGACUUGCACUGGUGCUUUCCUGACAUCAUUUGUUCUUGCCAUGGUACUGUAUCCCGAGGUGUACCGAAGAGCUCAGGUGGAGAUGGACGCUGUAGUAGGACAAACAAGGCUUCCAACCCCAGACGAUCAACCAAUGUUACCAUAUCUAGAAUGCAUUUUGAAGGAGGUCUUCCAAUGGUGCUGUUCCGCACCGCUUGGCGUACCCCACUACGUCUCUCAAGAUGAUCAAUAUCGUGACUACUACAUCCCGGGAGGAACCAUGAUAAUCUGGGCUAUGACGCGAGAUGCAGAUACGUAUCCGAAUCCUGAAGUCUUCAACCCUGAUCGAUUUCUCAAGACCACCGAUGACACCGAUGACUUACUUGACCCGUGUACAUUUGCGUUCGGGUUCAGAAGAAGGGUCUGUCCUGGCCGUUUGCUGGCUGGUUCAAAUGCAUGGCUAGUAGCGGCCAAUCUGUUAGCAACCAUGGAUAUCGGAAGGGAUCAUGACUCAUCGGGACAGGAAAUCAUUCCAGUACCAAAGUUUUCCUCGGGGACUCCAUUGUACAAGCACCCGCGCCCAUUCCCUUGCAAGAUUCGCCCACGCUCGGACAAAGUCGUG